UCCCAGGAUAAAGUCCACCAACUGGGUCAAACACGAGCAGCACAAACACUAAUACAGUGUGUGACACCAAAACAGCCUCAAAAACAUCAGGCUGAGAGACGAGAAGAGAAGAAACUAACCAGCAUGGAUACAACAUCUUCAUUCAUCAAGUCUGUAACCAAGCGAGUGUGGUCCCCGACACAGAGACCUUUCAGAGUGUGCUGUCACAACAGGAACACCAGGAAAGGCGUCACGGCCGGGACACUGGAGGAGCUGAAGGAGAGGGUAUGCCAGGCGUUGCUGCUCUCGCUGUCUGCAGUGUCUCUGUCUCUGGUUUGUGAGGAUGACGGUACAGAAGUCGACUCUGAUGAGUUCCUCAUGACCCUACCCGACAAUGUCAUGCUCAUGGCCCUGGAGCCUGGACAGACAUGGAGAUCACAACAAGGUGCAGUUGUGCCCAAGGCUCAAGACCACAACAAAUCACGUACUGGGAGAGACAUAGCCCGCGUCACCUUUGACCUUUACAGGAUAAGCCCCAAAGAUGUGUUUGGCUCAUUGAAUGUGCACGCCACAUUUCAAGGCCUGUACUCGGUGAGCGCUGACUUUCAGUGUCUUGGGCCCAAGAAAGUUCUCAGAGAAGUGCUGCGUGUGGCCUCCACCCUUCUUCAGGCUGCUGGACACCUGCUUCUCACGUCUGCCACCAUGAUCCGCCGCAUCAUCGAAGGCGCAGAGCUCUGGCAGCCACAGAGGGCGGAGUACGCAGCCAGAUGGAACUGAGAUGGACCCGUUUAGAUGCAACCUAAAGUAAUGAGGUCUUUUGUGUGACUGCUGGACCUGUUUGAGAGCCUCUCAAUUUACUCUUACCCUUCAGUACCUACAGUAUUGGAAAAUUAUGUUUUACCUCCUUAAGAAGAGGAAAAAGAAAGCACCUUGUUAAGAGAAAUAUCUGCUGAGGUAGCAUUUGUAAAUAUUAACUGUGAUUGUAUGAAUAGAUGUCGUAUUUUUGUAAUCAUAUUUCAGGUUUUAAACUGAUUUUUGAUACUUUUUGCCUCUAACAAAGCAAGAUUUAGUAAGAUAGCUGGCUAACUUGUGAAAUAUUACCCACAUAAUAUCUUUCACAGCAGGGCCAGACCAGUAAAACUCCUGCACUGAGGUUUAACUGCACAUUUAAUCCUGGACAUAGUAUGUUAUUAUAAUAAAAAGAAGUGCUCUUUGGGUUUAAAUUGUAAGAAAUAAAAGUGUAAAAUAACAGAUAAACUUCUGGUAGCUCAUUUUCUAGACUGUCUUUAAGUAUAAAACUGAACCUAACCUAAAUAAAAUUGUUGUUAAUUAGCAGAAAAGGAAAGAAAUGUAUACAGUGGUGAAAAAAUAACUUCUCUGUCAUUUAGCUAUUAAUUACUUUGGUUUAGUAUGAAUGACCUGGGAGAGCUCUUAGUAGGAAAACAUGUAAAAUUUAGUGAAAAGUCAGAAAUCUACACUCUCCUUCACAGUUUCAGUCCAGGACUGAAGUCUUUAUCGGGCCAAUUCUGGGCCCCGGGCCUUAUGUUUGACACCACUGUUUUAAACUCUUUCGUGUUGGUGUAAUUUAGUGUGGAUUACAUGCUGAAACAUGUGUCUUCUUUCAAA
Messenger RNA from Neolamprologus brichardi, 1605 nucleotides. It is a transcript of the gene cideb, whose product is annotated as cell death inducing DFFA like effector b. Gene Ontology annotation, biological process: apoptotic process; regulation of apoptotic process. The record is from RefSeq and is a predicted model, not a curated record. NCBI's taxonomy places the organism in Eukaryota, Metazoa, Chordata, Actinopteri, Cichliformes, Cichlidae.